This is a messenger RNA of Cavenderia fasciculata, 978 nucleotides long. Its product is annotated as GNS1/SUR4 family protein. Bases 1 to 978 code for a protein of 325 amino acids. Gene Ontology annotation, cellular component: endoplasmic reticulum membrane. Gene Ontology annotation, biological process: fatty acid elongation, saturated fatty acid; sphingolipid biosynthetic process; very long-chain fatty acid biosynthetic process. The record is from RefSeq and is a predicted model, not a curated record. The transcript is spliced from 4 exons. Lineage: Eukaryota; Evosea; Eumycetozoa; Acytosteliales; Cavenderiaceae. Gene Ontology annotation, molecular function: fatty acid elongase activity.
AUGGAUAUCAUAUCACAAUUAUUCCCAUUGGAAUACUACAAGAGUUUAUUACCAUUGGAAUACAACUCUUUUGAAAGUUUUGUAAAGGUUGAUUUCUCGAAAUGGGAUUGGAGUCAAUUGAUCCCAUCUGAAAACUUCAAGUACGAAGAAGGUGUUACUCCCUUUUCAAACAAGAACUUUAUCUUUAUGGCCAUCAUCUCUUACCUUUUAACUGUUUACACCAUCAAAGCUGCCAUGAGUAACUCCAAGUUAAAGGGGUUCUCAUUGGGCUAUGUCAGUGCUAUCCAUAACCUCAUUCUUUGUGGAUGGUCACUUGUCAUGGUACUUGGUGUUGCAUAUGAUGCUUAUUUAAUUGCUACUACUACAUCACAUGGAAUUAAUUGUAUCUUUUGUUCACCAAAAUCAAAUCCAUUCUCUGGUAGAAUCUUCUAUUGGCAUUAUUUAUACUUUAUCAGUAAAUUCUAUGAAUUUUUAGAUACUAUUAUCAUUGUUUUGAAAAAGAAACCACUUAUCUUUUUACAUAUCUGGCAUCAUUCUAUUGUAGUAUUGAUUGUUUGGACUUGGUUACCAGAAGGUAUUGCCUAUGGUAAUGUUGGAUUGUUUGCCAAUACACUUGUCCAUGUUUUCAUGUAUUAUUACUACUUUAGAACCUCUCUUAACCCAAGUAUUCGUAUCUGGUGGAAGUCAUAUCUCACCUCUGGUCAAUUGUUCCAAUUCACCAUGUCCUUUAUUCUCGCCAUUCCAUUCCUCGUCCAAGAUAUCUCGUACGACAAGGAGACUGGUAUCGUCGGUCACUCUUGUGUUGGAUGGGGUGGUUUCUCAUUCACCAUGAUGAACAACUUGUUCUUCCUCAUCCUCUUUAUGAACUUUUACAUCAAGACUUAUCUCACUGGUGGUGCCAACAAAAAGGGUAAUACCAGAGGUAACACUAUUAGAUCAUCAUCAUCACCAAGUACCAGCAACAAAAAAGUUCAAUAA